Messenger RNA from Sorex fumeus (smoky shrew), 906 nucleotides. It is a transcript of the gene MEA1, whose product is annotated as male-enhanced antigen 1. The transcript is spliced from 4 exons. Bases 103 to 627 code for a protein of 174 amino acids. Gene Ontology annotation, biological process: spermatogenesis. Lineage: Eukaryota; Metazoa; Chordata; Mammalia; Eulipotyphla; Soricidae. The record is from RefSeq and is a predicted model, not a curated record.
CUCCGAGACUCGGCGGGGGGCGCUGGGGGACGCCGCCGCCGCCGCGGCCACUCGACGGGAGCCCCCGGGGGUCUGGAGGGCGCUCGUCGGCGCCCUGCCCGGAUGGCAGCAGCGGUCCUGGCGGGAGACACCAUGGGCCCCGAGCGCAUCUUCCCCGGCCAGAGCGAGGAGCUGGAGCCGCAGCAGGGCCCCGCCGAGGGCACGGGGGACUGGAGCGGGGAGGAGCCCGAGGAAGAGCCGGAGGACCCGGGCUCCGGGCCCGCGGGCUACUCGUACCAGCCCCUGAACCAGGACCCCGAGCCCGAGGAGGUGGAGCUGGGCCCCGUGGGGGAUGGAGAGGAUGCGGCCGCCGACAUCCAGGAUCGGAUCCAGGCCUUGGGGCUGCACUUGCCAGACCCGCCGUUAGAGAGCGAGGACGAGGAGGAGGCGGGCGCCGCGGCCCUGAGCAGCCACAGCUCUAUCCCCAUGGACCCAGAGCACGUAGAGCUGGUGAAAAGGACGAUGGCUGGAGUAAGCCUGCCUGCACCCGGGGUUCCUGCCUGGGCCCGGGAGAUCUCAGAUGCUCAGUGGGAAGAUGUGGUACAGAAGGCCCUCCAAGCCCGGCAGGCCUCCCCGGCCUGGAAGUGAGGCCUCACCCCCCUGCCCCCACACUCCGGAGAGCUGCCUUAGCUCCUGGCACUCCGGGCCAGAGCCAGCACGGGACUGAACACGCCCCCGGUUACCGCCUCCGUCUCAUCCUCCUCGGCCCCCUGCCACGGAAAGGCAAAGUCAGACUUCUUAGAGACCCACUUUAUUCGGUUCUGUACAUAUGGGGACACCGGCCCACGCCCAGCCCACCUCAGCAUGUAUCACUCUGUGGAGAAUAAAGCCCCCCAUGUACACAGCCGGGAGCUGCCCGUGCCCCUC